AUGGGUGAUGAUGGGUCAUUCCAGGCCCCCGAGUCAGAACAGGCCCAGAGCAAACCGGGUCUAGAGAAGGGCAUGGCGCCACCGAGUGAAUCUUCCAGACUUGAGUCGAGCCACGGAUUCGUCGAGUACGUAGGCUCAAACAAGCUGAAAGACAAGAAGGUUCUAAUUACCGGGGGCGACUCAGGCAUAGGCCGUUCCGUCGCGGUGUUGAUGGCGAGGGAAGGUGCCGAUAUCACCAUUGUCUACCUUCCGCAGGAGCAGGAAGAUGCAGAGAAAACAAAGGGAUUAGUUGAAAACGAGGAUCGCAGCUGCCUUCUAAUCCCAGGCGAUUUACGGAAGAACCAGACGUGCGAGAGAGCGGUCAAAGAGCAUGUGGAUAGGUUCGAGAAAAUCAAUGUUCUUGUCAAUAAUGCCUCUCAGCAAUAUAUAUGCAAAGACUUUACGCAAAUUGACCUUGACCAGGUCGAGGACCUCUUCCGAACCAACAUCCUGCAAAUGUUUGCUAUCACGAAAUAUGCACUCCCGCACAUGUCAAAGGGAGACUCGAUUAUUAACAAUACGUCUGUUGUCACGUUCCGUGGCUCGAGCAGUAUGGUCGACUACGCUUCCACGAAAGGCGCCAUUGUUGGAUUCACCAGAUCCCUAGCAUUGCAAUUAAUUCCGAAGGGUAUUCGCGUGAAUGCUGUUGCCCCCGGUGCGAUUUAUACACCGAUUCAAGUGGAUACAAGGGAUCCCAAGUCAAUGGAAGGAUGGGGAUCAGACAAGCAACUUGGCCGGCCUGGGCAGCCUAGUGAAGUGGCCCCCAGCUUCGUGUUCUUGGCUAGCAAAGAUGCUUCUUUCUAUUGUAUGGGCUUGAGCUCCCCUCCAUUCUCGUUUCAAGUCACUGAUCCCUUAGCAGCUGGCCAAAUCCUACAUUGCUAUCCUCUCGGAGAUUAA
This is a messenger RNA of Penicillium mononematosum, 936 nucleotides long. RefSeq lists its product as uncharacterized. The coding region runs from base 1 to 936 and encodes 311 amino acids. Lineage: Eukaryota; Fungi; Ascomycota; Eurotiomycetes; Eurotiales; Aspergillaceae. The transcript has 6 exons. The record is from RefSeq and is a predicted model, not a curated record. Gene Ontology annotation, molecular function: oxidoreductase activity.